This is a messenger RNA of Phacochoerus africanus (Common warthog), 3469 nucleotides long. RefSeq names its product discs large MAGUK scaffold protein 4 (gene DLG4). Lineage: Eukaryota; Metazoa; Chordata; Mammalia; Artiodactyla; Suidae. Bases 482 to 2647 code for a protein of 721 amino acids. Gene Ontology annotation, biological process: chemical synaptic transmission; AMPA glutamate receptor clustering; postsynaptic neurotransmitter receptor diffusion trapping. The transcript is spliced from 20 exons. Gene Ontology annotation, cellular component: neuron projection; neuromuscular junction; postsynaptic density membrane. The record is from RefSeq and is a predicted model, not a curated record. Gene Ontology annotation, molecular function: kinase binding.
CCUCCUCUCUCCCCUUCCCUCCUCGGCUCCACGGCUCCCUCGGCCGCUGCCGCCUCCGACCCCCCCCACCCCACUCCCCCGCCACGGCCCCGAGCCCCUGGCCGUUAGGCAAGACCCCCCCUUACCCCGGGGCUCCCCGAAAUCCAGCUCCCCUCCCCCACCUCAGCUCAUGCCCCAGCCCCCGAACUCCGGGGCUGCCAGCCCCCGGUGCCCCCGCCCCUCCUGAGAAUCGGGGUGUGCUCCCCAAGCCCCCUCCCCUCCACUGGGGACCCCCUUUUAGGGCCCCCUUCCCCUCCCUCCCACGCUCCCCUCCCCUCCCCUUCUCCAACCCCCUCUUUCCCCUCUCACCCCUCCCCCCAUCCUGGCCCCCCCUGCAAAAGUGGGGUGCGGAGGGGGGAGGGGUGAGAACCCAGGGAGGGGAGGAACGAAACUCCGAUGAAGUCAGAGCCCCUUACCCGCCGCCGCGGCCAGGCCCCCCAACAUGGACUGUCUCUGUAUAGUGACAACCAAGAAAUACCGCUACCAAGAUGAAGACACGCCCCCUCUGGAGCACAGCCCGGCCCACCUCCCCAACCAGGCCAAUUCUCCCCCAGUGAUUGUCAACACAGAUACCCUAGAAGCCCCGGGAUAUGUGAACGGGACGGAGGGGGAAAUGGAAUACGAGGAGAUCACAUUGGAAAGGGGUAACUCAGGUCUGGGCUUCAGCAUCGCAGGUGGCACGGAUAACCCACACAUCGGUGAUGACCCAUCCAUUUUCAUCACCAAGAUCAUUCCCGGUGGGGCUGCGGCCCAGGAUGGCCGCCUCAGGGUCAACGACAGCAUCUUGUUUGUGAAUGAAGUGGAUGUGCGGGAGGUGACACACUCAGCUGCGGUGGAGGCCCUCAAAGAGGCGGGCUCCAUUGUCCGCCUCUAUGUCAUGCGCCGGAAGCCCCCCGCCGAGAAGCUCAUGGAGAUCAAGCUCAUCAAGGGGCCUAAAGGACUUGGCUUCAGCAUCGCAGGCGGUGUAGGGAACCAGCACAUCCCUGGAGAUAACAGCAUCUAUGUAACCAAGAUUAUCGAAGGGGGUGCCGCCCACAAGGAUGGGAGGUUGCAGAUUGGAGACAAGAUCCUGGCGGUCAACAGCGUGGGGCUGGAGGACGUCAUGCAUGAGGAUGCCGUGGCAGCCCUGAAGAACACGUAUGAUGUUGUCUACCUGAAGGUGGCCAAGCCCAGCAGUGCCUACCUGAGUGACAGCUAUGCUCCCCCAGACAUCACAAGCUCUUAUUCCCAGCACCUGGACAAUGAGAUCAGCCACAGCAGCUACCUGGGCACCGACUACCCCACAGCCAUGACCCCCACCUCCCCUCGGCGCUACUCCCCCGUGGCCAAGGACCUGCUCGGGGAGGAGGACAUUCCCCGGGAACCGCGGCGGAUCGUGAUUCACCGGGGCUCCACGGGCCUGGGCUUCAACAUUGUGGGCGGCGAGGACGGUGAAGGCAUCUUCAUCUCCUUCAUCCUGGCCGGGGGCCCGGCGGACCUCAGCGGCGAGCUGCGGAAGGGGGACCAGAUCCUCUCGGUCAAUGGCGUUGACCUCCGCAAUGCCAGCCACGAGCAGGCUGCCAUUGCCCUGAAGAACGCAGGGCAAACCGUCACCAUCAUCGCGCAGUAUAAGCCAGAAGAGUACAGCCGAUUCGAGGCCAAGAUCCACGACCUUCGGGAGCAGCUCAUGAACAGCAGCCUGGGCUCAGGGACUGCCUCCCUGCGGAGCAACCCCAAAAGGGGUUUCUACAUCAGGGCCCUGUUUGACUACGACAAGACCAAGGACUGCGGCUUCCUGAGCCAGGCCCUGAGCUUCCGCUUUGGGGACGUAUUGCAUGUCAUCGACGCCAGUGACGAGGAGUGGUGGCAGGCGCGGCGGGUCCACUCUGACAGCGAGACCGAUGACAUCGGCUUUAUCCCCAGCAAACGACGGGUUGAGCGACGGGAGUGGUCAAGGUUAAAGGCCAAGGAUUGGGGCUCCAGCUCCGGAUCACAGGGUCGAGAAGACUCGGUUCUGAGCUACGAGACGGUGACACAGAUGGAAGUGCACUACGCUCGCCCCAUCAUCAUCCUCGGGCCCACCAAGGACCGCGCCAACGACGAUCUCCUCUCCGAGUUCCCCGACAAGUUUGGAUCCUGUGUCCCUCAUACGACACGGCCCAAGCGGGAGUAUGAGAUAGAUGGCCGGGAUUACCACUUUGUGUCGUCCCGGGAGAAAAUGGAGAAGGACAUCCAGGCACACAAGUUCAUCGAGGCCGGCCAGUACAACAGCCACCUGUAUGGAACCAGCGUCCAGUCCGUGCGAGAGGUGGCAGAGCAGGGGAAGCACUGCAUCCUCGACGUCUCGGCCAAUGCCGUGCGGCGGCUGCAGGCGGCCCACCUGCAUCCUAUCGCCAUCUUCAUCCGCCCCCGCUCCCUGGAGAAUGUUCUAGAGAUCAAUAAGCGAAUCACAGAGGAGCAAGCCCGCAAAGCCUUCGACAGAGCCUCCAAACUGGAGCAGGAAUUCACAGAGUGCUUCUCAGCCAUCGUGGAGGGCGACAGCUUUGAGGAGAUCUACCACAAGGUGAAGCGUGUCAUCGAGGACCUCUCAGGCCCCUACAUCUGGGUCCCAGCCCGAGAGAGACUCUGAUUCCUUCCCUGGCUUGGCUGGACUUGCCCUGCCUCCAUCGCCGGGGCCCUUGGUCUGGACUGAACUGCCCAAGCCCUUCGCACCCAGCCUCCCUCCUACCCCUUCUUAUUUAUUUCCUUUCUAACCGGAUCCAGCCCGUUGGAGGGGGGACGCUCCUCUGCAUGUAUCCCCGCUCCCCAGAACUGGGCUCCUGAGCCCCCAGGAACCUGGGGUCUGGGGUGGGGGAGCCGGGCGCCUGGUCCCGAGCCCGAGCUCCUCAGGACCCCUGAGCCCUGCCCGCCCCCAGCGCGCACACACAGACCCCCCGGGGGCGCCUGCCCUCCCCUCCCACACACAUUCCAGAAGUCAGGGCCCCUUCAGGAGCGCCCGCUGCAGGGCUGCAGGGCUGCAGGGCUGCAGGGCUGCAGGGCUCCGUGCUCUCCCGAGGCAGGGUCUGGGGUCACCCCUGCCCCCAUCAUAACUCCCCACGUCCCUUGAGUUCUCAUUUAUUUUUUUUCCAUUUUUUUUCCUCUCAAAGGUGGUUUUUGGGGGGAUAAGUGGGGGGACCCCACUGCGGGCCCCCUGCCUUCCACACGCCCCCCACCUUUUUUCUUUGCCGGUUUGCAUGAGUGGAAGGUCUAACUGUGGCUUUUUUUUUUUUUUCUGGGAUUUUUUUGGGGAACGGGGAGGGAUGGGUCUAGGGAGUGGGAAUGUGGGGGGGGAGGGGGGCAGGGUUGGGGUCGGGUGUCCGGGAGCCAGGGGACGACUGGAAAUGCUGCCGCCUUCUGCAAUUUAUUUAUUUUUUCUUUCGAGAGAGUGAAAGGAAGAGACAGAUACUUGAAA